Xenia sp. Carnegie-2017 is the source of this 1242-nucleotide messenger RNA. RefSeq lists its product as uncharacterized. The transcript has a single exon. The coding region runs from base 1 to 1242 and encodes 413 amino acids. Lineage: Eukaryota; Metazoa; Cnidaria; Anthozoa; Malacalcyonacea; Xeniidae. The record is from RefSeq and is a predicted model, not a curated record.
AUGACUAAAGGAAAUAAAAAUAAAAAGUCAGUAUGGGUACGAAAAAUAUUUCAAGAACGCAAAACUAAAGGAGAAUUCUAUUUAUUAGUCCAAGAUUUACGUUUAUUUGAUGAAGAAUUUUUUUUCAAAUAUUUUCGUAUGACUCCUGUUCAAUAUGAAGAACUUUUGACUAUGAUUGCUCCAGAGAUACAGAAGUCUUGCAUAACUCGGGAAUGUAUAGGACCUAGUGAGCGACUUUGUGUAACACUCAGGUAUCUAACUACAGGAGAUUCUCAAACAACCAUAGGGAUGAACUUUCGAAUGAGCCCAACCACUGUUGGACGAAUCAUCUUUUCAACAUGUGAAGCACUGUGGAAAGUACUGUCAUUGGUAUUCAUGAAAUGUCCAAGCAAUGAGGCAGAGUGGAAGUGCAUAGCACAGGGGUUUGAAAUUAAAUGGAAUUUUCCACACUGCAUUGGUGCGCUUGAUGGAAAACACGUCGUGAUGCAGGCACCAGCUAACUCUGGAUCGAUGUUCUUUAAUUAUAAGAAAACCCAUUCUAUUGUCUUAAUGGCUAUUUGCAAUGCAAACUACCAGUUCACAUUGGUUGAUAUUGGUGACUCAGGACGGAAUAGUGACGGUGGUGUAUUUUCUUACAGUACAAUGGGUGAAUCAAUUAAGAAAAACAGUUUAGGCAUCCCUAGGCCCGAGGCAUUCCCUUCCACUCAAAAAUGCUAUCCAUUUGUCAUAGUGGCAGAUGAGGCGUUUCAAUUACAGCAAAAUAUCAUGAAACCGUACCCUAGAGAAGCCUUGGGAAUAUCUGAGCGGGUAUUCAAUUAUCGGUUGUCUCGAGCGAGGAGGGUAAUUGAAAAUGCGUUUGGAAUUGUAGCAGCACGAUUUCGGAUAUUUCGUCGACCAAUUCACGCCAGAGUUGAAAUGGUUAUUCAAGUUACAAAAGCAGUAAUCGCUCUGCACAAUUAUCUUAUGGCUGGAAGGUCUUUUUCGCACAGCACAAAAUACUGUCCAGCUGGUUUCGUGGACAACGACACAGAAAACGGAAGAGAGCUUGGAGAAUGGAGAAAAGUGACACAAUCAGAUGAGGGUUUAAGAGAUGUCAGCAACGCUGGGUCAAACAACUACUCUCGUGAUGCAAAGCUUGUUAGAGAAGAUUUUAAAAACUACUUCAUGUCCCCAAAAGGACAAGUACGCUGGCAGUGGAACGCAGUACAUGCUACAGUUGAUUGUUUUCAAAACGAAGAUUAA